CUCAGUCUCGCUCCGCUCGCAGUAAAACCAGAACGAUGGCAGAAGCCGCUCCCGCUCCAGCCGCCGCACCGCCCAAGGCUCCCAAGAAGAAAAGCGCCGCCCGGCCCAAGAAAGCCGGCCCCAGCGUCGGGGAGCUCAUCGUCAAGGCUGUUUCGCAGUCCAAGGAGAGGAGCGGCGUGUCUCUCGCCGCCCUGAAGAAAGCUCUGGCCGCCGGCGGCUACGAUGUGGACAAGAACAACUCCCGCGUCAAGAUCGCCGUUAAGAGCCUCGUGACGAAGGGCACUCUGGUGCAGACCAAAGGCACCGGCGCGUCGGGCUCCUUCAAGCUCAACAAGAAGCAAGCCGAGCCGAAGAAGCCGGCUAAGAAAGCAGCGACCAAGCCCAAGAAGGCGGCCGCCAAGAAGCCCGCCGCGGCCAAGAAGCCCAAGAAGGUAGCGGCGAAGAAGCCCGCGGCCGCCAAAAAGUCGCCGAAAAAAGCCAAGAAGGUAGCGGCGAAGAAGCCGGCGGCCGCCAAGAAAGUCGCCAAGUCUCCCAAGAAAGCCAAGAAGCCGGCGGCCCCGAAGAAGGCGGCCAAGAGCCCGAAGAAAACAAAGGCCGUCAAGCCCAAAGCAGCCAAGCCCAAGGCGGCGAAAAAGGCCGCCGCCAAGAAGAAGUGAACGCG
This is a messenger RNA of Pygocentrus nattereri (red-bellied piranha), 661 nucleotides long. RefSeq names its product histone H1-like. Gene Ontology annotation, cellular component: nucleosome. The record is from RefSeq and is a predicted model, not a curated record. The transcript has a single exon. Bases 36 to 656 code for a protein of 206 amino acids. Gene Ontology annotation, molecular function: structural constituent of chromatin; DNA binding. Gene Ontology annotation, biological process: nucleosome assembly. Lineage: Eukaryota; Metazoa; Chordata; Actinopteri; Characiformes; Serrasalmidae.